CCGCCCCCUCACCCCUGCCACCGCCCCUCAGCUCCGCCCCUUUCCGUCCCUCCCCAUCCCCUCCUCCCAAACCCCGCCCACCUUCCCAGCUCACCCUGCAGUUUCCGUCCCUCUCCGCGGAUCUGCGUCUUUCUGUCCCUCUCACCACCCGUACUAUUUUGAACUGUUCUGUAGUCGCGCUCAGGCGCUUUACUCGGCGCCGGAAAGAGCGUCUCCGAGCGCGUUGGGAAUUAUGGCGGCGGUGGAUAUCCGAGAUAAUCUGCUGGGAAUCUCUUGGGUCGACAGCUCCUGGAUCCCCAUUUUGAACAGUGGAAGUGUCCUGGAUUACUUUUCAGAAAGAAGUAAUCCUUUCUAUGACAGAACAUGUAAUAAUGAAGUGGUCAAAAUGCAGAGGCUAACGUUAGAACACUUGAAUCAGAUGGUUGGAGUGGAGUACAUCCUUUUACAUGCUCAAGAGCCAAUUCUUUUCAUCAUUCGAAAGCAACAGCGGCAGUCUCCUGCUCAAGUUAUCCCUCUUGCUGAUUACUAUAUCAUUGCUGGGGUGAUUUAUCAGGCACCGGACUUGGGAUCAGUUAUAAACUCCAGAGUGCUCACUGCAGUGCAUGGCAUUCAGUCAGCUUUUGAUGAAGCAAUGUCUUACUGUCGAUAUCAUCCCUCCAAAGGAUAUUGGUGGCAUUUCAAAGAUCACGAAGAACAAG
Chinchilla lanigera (long-tailed chinchilla) is the source of this 698-nucleotide messenger RNA. It is a transcript of the gene Med6, whose product is annotated as mediator complex subunit 6. The record is from RefSeq and is a predicted model, not a curated record. NCBI's taxonomy places the organism in Eukaryota, Metazoa, Chordata, Mammalia, Rodentia, Chinchillidae. Gene Ontology annotation, cellular component: mediator complex; core mediator complex. Gene Ontology annotation, molecular function: transcription coactivator activity. Gene Ontology annotation, biological process: regulation of transcription by RNA polymerase II.